GGACUGUUCCAUGUGAGGUCAGAUUGGGUUGUGGUGCCGUACCUGUUCUUGAUGCAGUGUUGAGAGUUGGGCCUGCGAUCCCGCCCUCUGGGAGGCUGUCCGCUCGCUGCUGGAGGAGGAGGAACCUUGCUGUUCUGGAAGAUGGCGGCGCCUGACGGUUGGAACGCCGUGCACAUUCCACGGCCGGGCUCGUGCUGUAGCGUGGCCGCGCCGCCUGCGUGCCGUUGGCCACACACAGAUGGAUACGUACAAGAUCUUGCAGCAGCCUGUGAAAAUACCUUAAAAGCGCUAAGAAGUAAACUUUUUACAAUAGAACUUGAUAUCCUGGGUUCUCUGUUGUAUGUUUUCCAUAACCGAUUACGUCAGCACAAACCUUACCUUGCAUUGAAACAGGUUGAACAAUGUGUGAAGCGUUUGCACAAUAUGCAGCUUGAAGGUACAAUUCAAGAUCUGAUCAAGUUGUGUCCAAGAAUGCCUGAGAUGCAAAAUACUAAGACAAAAUAUAUCCCCAGCCAACCAGUCCUCGAGUGGAUGUCGUUGAAAGUGCUAGGGGGCUGUAAGUUGAUGCUGCGUCUGAUGGAAAUGUGCUCCAAAGCAUUUCUUUUGACUAUUCAAUAUCUUCGUUGUAAAGAAUUUAUAGUCCUGAAUGUGGUAGUUACAGGAUUGCUCAGCAGACUGUGGGUCCUGUUUAGAAGUAUUUUCUUAAGCCUUGAACUUGUAUAUGAUAAACUAUUCUUGUUACUGAAUGAGGUAACUAAAAUUCAAGAUAUGUCCUAUGUGAAGGAGUUUUCUUUCCCUGUUAGUAUCAGGCAAUGGCUUGGUCUUUCCUACUGCAAAUUCACACAAAUGAAGCUGCCAAGUCUUUCAUCUCAGAUGGGUGGAAUGCCUUCAGAUAAUUGUGGCUUACUUGAUAAAUUAUUCUCUGAGACUGAACCUUUAUUAUUGGAGGAUGAUCAUCCUCCAAUGUCAAAAGGAAAUAAAACGACUGAUACCGUCACCUGUAAAACAGAUCAGAUUCUAGAUUUUGGACUGCCUGAGCAAGAUCAUCAUGAAAUUGAAACUGGAAUUCCAUUGGGAUUUGAAAUUAAGUCUCUGAAAGUUCAAGCCAGUGACAAUUCUGAGAAGUUUCUAAGGGACUUUAAGUGCAGAAAAUUGCAGAAAACUAAGCAAUUAUUUCCUUUGGAUGAGUUUGUGAGGAGGAUUGGUGCAACACAGACUUUCAGUGCAUUGUGUCGGGAGCUCCAGACAAUAUUCCACUGGUUUCGACACCAGAAACUGAAACUUGAAUCCUGCUAUUUAGGAAAUCAGUUUUUUCGAUGUCGCAGACUUAGAAUGGUGGAAUCUCAUGGGUACAGUUUUCCAAAGAAGAUCUAUUUGAUCAAACUGUCCGUCUGCAGAUAUCUCAUUAAAAUGUCUCAAGGAAAAUUGCACAAAGGUAAAAUAUUUAAAUAUUGGAAAAACUCAGUGACCCAUCUCGACAACAGUAAGAUGAGAUGGUCAAAACUGUACAGGAGAAAGAGUUCGCUUAAGAAACGGAAGGAAGAAACAAAAGAAGAAAGCAAAACGACAUUUAAAACAAUUCCACAUUUUGCAUUUGAUACACAGACUGCCAUAAAGAAACAGUGUGUUACUGGAGAUUUGCACACUAAACUUGGAAACGGUGAAUGGAAUCAGAAUUUCAAAACACUUGCACUCCCUUUGGGUUCUUUGAGAGGAGGAAGUUCUGCAAUUGUGCCACAUAUGGAUGAUGAUAUUGAUGCCAUUUUUGCAUCAAUUGGUAUAUAGUUUUUCCUUUUGAAAUUUAAAAAUUGCUGCAAGUGCAAGAUUUGACAUUGUAAGGUAACUGGAAGCAAACUAAAUGUGUAUUUCUCUUUUUCAUAGUUUUGGAAAUAGAAUGCUUAAUACUUAUGUUGCAUUUUUGACUCUUUAAUUUGAAGAACUUUACCAGAAAGCUGAUUUUAAUAAACGGAGGGAGCAAAGACGUGACUCUUGGGUGAGGUUGCACAAACAGCCUUUAUCCCCUUCAGGUUUUCAGCUUUGCAUUUAUCACCUGAAGUUUUGCAGAUACUGUUAUAAGUUUUACUCAUCUGUUACAUUUUCAAAAGUUGGGUGUUAUCCCUGAAAACACCACCUCUCCUGAUUUUAAAAUCUAAUUUAGUUUAAAAUUCAGCUUCAGUUUCCAAAAUCACCUUUUUUAUGAUUGUUGUAUUCUUAUUGAUUAUGUUUGCAAGAAUGUUGCCAUUUUUUCAUUGCUAUUAUCAAAAUAGUAUUCUGGCACACAGUGUAUCAUAACUCAGCUCUUCCAUGCACAGUCAACUCCAAUUUAAAUUGAUUUUAUUACUUUGCAGUAUUACAUUUUUGUAACGUCAUGAGGCUGAGUAACAAAAAGCAGGAUUGUAAUCAUAUCUCCUAGGUAAAUGUUCAGUUUCAAAGUGUACAAACUGUUUUGACAUCGUUAAAAUUAACCUUGACAACAUAGUUUUGUUUCAGUACUGGUCUAAAGUUAGAUAAGUGCCUUGUACUUCCUUCAUGUCAGAAGUGGGGAGCUUACAUUUUCUUGCUACAUGCUGUCAAAUCAGUAGCUGUUUGCCUCAAAGCACUUUUAUUUCCUUCAUCAUUUGGUCCAACAUGCAGAAAUUACAGUGCAAGAAAUGAUCAUGUAAUGGCAUUAUAGGGCAUUGUUUUCAUAAUUUAUCAAAUUUUUGCAUAUUUAUUAUAAGUUUUCAUAUCUGUGUGUGAUUUUUGAAAAUACAUAUAAAAAGUAGCAGGCAGUUAGAAUCACCUGCUGCUAUCUGGUAAAGUAUUGCCGACGAGACUGCAUUUGUCUUCAUAACUAUAAUGAAUGAUUCUCGAACAUGUUUUUUGGCAGUGUCCUGCAGAAUCAUAUCUAGUGUCUUAAAACACAUGGGCACACGCACGUGCACACACACACGCACAGAUAUCUGUACAGGUGGCAGACACUAUUCUUCACUGGUCUUUUCCCUAUCAUCUGCUUUUCUUUCUGUUUCAAGCUCACUCUCAGUUUUAUUUGAUUGACUUUUUUCUGACUCUUACGCUGUUAUACUAAUGCUCUGAAAAUAAUGGAAGUGCUCAGACAUGACUGGGAAUGGCAAUAGUUUAGGAAUUAGGACCCUUUUGCUGCAUUGAAUUGUUUGGGUCACACCACAGUUUGAGAACUACUGCUUUUG
Messenger RNA from Stegostoma tigrinum, 3188 nucleotides. It is a transcript of the gene rmp64, whose product is annotated as nucleolus and neural progenitor protein. The record is from RefSeq and is a predicted model, not a curated record. Gene Ontology annotation, biological process: positive regulation of Notch signaling pathway. The coding region runs from base 142 to 1785 and encodes 547 amino acids. Gene Ontology annotation, cellular component: nucleus. NCBI's taxonomy places the organism in Eukaryota, Metazoa, Chordata, Chondrichthyes, Orectolobiformes, Stegostomatidae. The transcript has 9 exons.